Molecule: messenger RNA, 487 nt
Organism: Ostrinia furnacalis (Asian corn borer)
Lineage: Eukaryota; Metazoa; Arthropoda; Insecta; Lepidoptera; Crambidae
Gene: ND-B14.5B
Product: NADH dehydrogenase (ubiquinone) B14.5 B subunit
Exons: 3
Coding region: 63-416 (117 amino acids)
Biological process (GO): mitochondrial electron transport, NADH to ubiquinone
Cellular component (GO): respiratory chain complex I; mitochondrial inner membrane
Source: RefSeq, a predicted model, not a curated record
UAACGUCAGUCAAUCAUUUUUUUUUAGAUUUCCGAGACGUGCAUGAAUUCUUCGCUAUAAAAAUGUCGUCUCAAAUGUCCGCUAUUGAACUCCUAAAUUUAGGAGAUCAAGGAAGACAAAAACCAUUCCUUAAUAAAUUUUGGCCAGAAAUUAUAGGUGUUGCAUUCGGCAUUGGCUCAGCAGCGGCAGUUAACUUCGGCACGAGACGUCCCAUUUUCAGCGGAAUUCAAAAACAUAUUAUUGGUGUAGCUGGUUGGGUGGCUGUGUUAUCAUAUGUUCAAAAGAAACGUGAUGCAUAUCUGGCUGAAAAAGAUGCAGUGUUGAGACACUAUGUAGAGUUACAUCCAGAAGAUUUUGCUGUACCAGAAAGAAAGAAAAUAGGUGAUAUUUUGGAGCCUUGGAUUCCAAUUCGUUAAUGAAGAUAAUGGUAAAUUGUAAUUAUAUUAUAUUAACUUGGUAGUGCAAAUAAAACAGGUUUUAAGUUUAA